CCUCACAGUCAAGCAGUUGUUUUAUUCAAUCGCCAAACGCUGAGUCUCUAAAUAUCUAUUCACUGAAUCGAUUCAAUGACAGAACUUAGAAGAAAAAAAUUGGGUUUUUUUUAUUCAAAUGGACUUCAUCUAGAGUUAAAGUGAUAAUGUGCUUACUUCUUAGUUGAUACCUGAUUAGUGAUAACGAUUAGAGUUUGUCCUGAAUAGUAUUCUCAGACUGAGUGAUACCUACUCAUUAAAAUGCAUAACAAAAGGAAGAGGAACCGAGAGCCUAAUAUAAAACCAUUUCCAGCCUCCAUUGGCGGUGAUCAAAACUAUGCGAUGCAAGAUUACAACUUUCAUGAUAAUUACAACUCGGGCAUUAAUUCCUUUGGUUUCGGAUAUGAUGCUUAUGGAUCUGGACACUCUAGGGGACACCCAUCCUUUUAUCGACAGAACAGUAUGAUUGUCGAACACCGACAAUAUUAUCCUAUUACCACUCGUGAAAAAUACAGAAACUUUGGAAAACCUUCCAACAAUUCAAGCGGAUUUGAAAGUAGUAAUUCAUCACAAUUUCAACACCAAAAACCACAUAAAGCCAAUAGUGGCUACAGACAUUUUGGUAACACUUUCAACAAAAGAGGGCCGGAAAGCAAUAUAGUAUCGCAAUUUCAACAACAAAAAUCAAGCAAUCUUCAUACAGGCUCUGGAAACUUUGGAAGCACUUUUAAUAACACAAGAGGACCGGAAAGCAAUACAGCAACGCAAUUUCAACAGCAAAAAUCAUUCAAUGUCAAUAGAGGCGCUGGAAUCCGUGGAGAUACAUUCAUCAACGGAAAGUUUUUGGAAAAUAAUAAUGCAUCACAAUUUCAACUCUACAAACCUGAUAGUGUGAAAAGUGGUUCCGGAAUUUUCGGAGAUGCCUUCAAUAACACAAGACUUUUGGAAAAGAGUAACACAUCAAUGUCACUAUAUCAGAAAGCUGAUUAUGUCAAAACUGGAACCGGAAACUUUGAGAAUGAUUUCAAGAACACAAGAGAUUUGGAAAGCAAGAAAGAAGCGUCGCCAGUUCAACAACCAAGAGCUGAUAAUGUCAAAACUAGCAAAGGGACUUAUAAUAAAAACGAUAGAAAACAAAAAGCGAAACCUAAUACUGUCGAGAAGAGGCUGAACGAAAUGUUAGCUGCUCCUGUAGACAUGACAAAAGGAGCGAGUAUGUUGCAAAAGAUGGGAUGGACUGGUGGUGGAUUGGGGAGAUCUGGGGAAGGUAUUGUAGAACCCAUAGCCCCAAAUGCCGCAUAUGUAACCGGAAAAGGAUUUGGAACUGACACUCCGACACCAAAAAAAAAUCGAAACCGACAAAAAGUAAAACUUCCAAGCAACCUAACCAAACAAGAAAGGAGAAAAAUACACAAACAGAGAGAAUCGGAACUAAGGGUAAAACAAAAAGCCGAGGCAGUAACGGUGCGGCGACUGUUUAAACAGGAAGUAUUAGAGAAAAUACUUGAAUUCGUUCAAAGAGAUGAUCAGAUUGAAUUGUUCUUUGAAGAAAAGUUAAGUAAGAAUGAAAGGAAGAUCAUCCAUAAAUUGGUUGAAGACAUGAGAGAGUAUGGUGAGAUAAUAGCUCAAGAAGAAGAUGAUGUUACUAUGAUGGAUACAACGCAGAAAAUUGUCCACGCUAAUGAUUAUGUGUUGCAAACGCAAAGCGAGGGAGAGGUCCCGAAUAGACGGAUUUGUAUAUUUAAAGAAGCACCUGAUCAUGUGUAUCUGGUUACACCAGACGAUUUAAGAUAUGAUGAGACCAGCCCAAAUGCAUGUGAACAGAAAAAAAUGGAUAUAAAAAGAAACAACAAGGAUAUCAAAUGUGCCAAUAAACUUAAGCCUAGAAAGAUUAAAAAAAGUAAAUUAAAAAAAAUUGAAAAAUUACUAACAGAAAAAAAUAUUUCUGAAGAAAAUUUACCGAAAGAAAAAGGAUCUCAUAAUGAAAAUCAGACCAUAAAUAUAAUAACAAAUGUUAGUGAAAAUUCUAAAUCUCCUGAGAAAACUGAAAGUGACGACAAAAUAUUUUCUGUACCUCAAACAAGACUGGAUGUAACUGAUGUAAAGAAAAGUAUUUUAAAAGAAAAUCCAACACAAGACGGUAUUGAAACAUUAGAAAAUAACUUUUUCUUAGCUAAUAUUUGUGAAAAUCAAGAUAAAGAAGUAUUAAAUGUGAAUGAACAACAUAUUGACAAUGUAGUUGAGGAAAAUCUCGAACCAGUUGAUGAACAACGUUGUGAUAUAGGUUCCAAUGAUUUAAAACAAAAUGAUGAAAUAGACGAGGCUAUUAAUUUAGUCGAAGAUUACAUAUCUUACGAUAAACUAACAGAAGAAGAGUCAAAUAGCAACACACAAUACCAAAAUAACGAAAUGGUUGACGAUAAUGAAAAUCAAUCAACUGGAACAAUUGAAUCAUUUGAAAAUCUGGAUUAUAUUGAUAUUACUCCUGAAGCAGAUGCAACAGAAAAUAUUAAAGCUGAAAAUACAGUUGUACUCACAGAAAAUAUGGUAGUUACAAGAAUGGUGGAGUUUUUUAUAGAUUUCGAUAAUUCUGAAGAGCACACAGAAUUUAGAAUACUAGGAAAAUUUAAUGAAGUUGAAUUUAACGGUUUGAUAAAAUUCUUCGCAUUCUGUGCUCAAAGCGAGAUACCAUAUUGUGAGGAAAGGAGGAAAAUAGAAGAGGUGUGGAAUAAUGAUAAGCAUUAUUUCGAGUUGAGGAAUAAUCGUAAUGACACUAUUGUGAUAUACAAAAUAGCGAAAAAUACUGUACAAGAAACUGAUCCAAGCUAAAAGGGUUUUCGUUAUUUCUAUUUUAGGUCAUGAUUGGUUCUCUUCUAUCUAUCUCUAUAAAAAUCUAUUCAACGAGACUGAAGAAAAUAUUAAAUUAAUUAAGUCAAGUUGGUUUUAAAAUCAAUCAAUUUUGUUAGCAGUGGAAUGGAUUCGGGUCAAGGGUAACGUUGGGCUUCACAACAGUUGAGUCCCUCGUAUCACAUUAUUCAGUUAGCGACGCACGGACCUCAGAGAUAAUGAUCCUCAAUGAUCGUUUCCCAAUCCACAUCAUCUCUCCAUCUUUCAGAGCAAAAAUUCUUUACAUUUUCAUAAGUUUCAUUCAUAGUUGCAUGCAUUGAGUGUUUAGGACAUUCUUUAUAUAAAAUUGACAUCCAUGAGUCAAGCAGUGUUAGCAGACAUUAAUUGUUUAUAAGAUCAGCCCGCUGACAUAUGGUUCUCCAUGGACCCUUAUGGUAGAAAACCGUUUUUGUUCUACAAUUAAUAAUAUAAUCCCGGUAGGUGCAAUCAUUUAUAUGAUGAAUAUGGAUGUUUGUUUCCGAGUCAUGGAUGUUUAUUUGUAUUUAUGUAUGUUUAAGUAAGUAUAUUGUACGUAUUAAAUAUAUCCUUGUCUUGCACUAUACCUAGUUUGGAGCAAGAUAAUUUGUGUAGGAGUGCGUCAAUAUUAUUAUUUGAUCGCGAGCUAAUACGAAGGCGUUUGUCUAAGGUCUAGUCACAUAAGUUUAUUUAUUUUAAAUUGUAUAUAUUGUUUUUAUAAAGAUAAUAAAAAAUGGAGAAUGAA
Messenger RNA from Leptidea sinapis, 3586 nucleotides. RefSeq lists its product as uncharacterized. Gene Ontology annotation, molecular function: nucleic acid binding. The transcript is spliced from 12 exons. The record is from RefSeq and is a predicted model, not a curated record. The coding region runs from base 241 to 2808 and encodes 855 amino acids. Lineage: Eukaryota; Metazoa; Arthropoda; Insecta; Lepidoptera; Pieridae.